Mizuhopecten yessoensis (Yesso scallop) is the source of this 1632-nucleotide messenger RNA. RefSeq lists its product as uncharacterized. Lineage: Eukaryota; Metazoa; Mollusca; Bivalvia; Pectinida; Pectinidae. The record is from RefSeq and is a predicted model, not a curated record. Gene Ontology annotation, molecular function: zinc ion binding. The transcript has a single exon. Bases 1 to 1632 code for a protein of 543 amino acids.
AUGGCAACCCCUAUAAGCCAAAUGCAUCUCCGUAUCAAAGGUCAAACGACAUGUAUUUACCACAGGGGAAGACAGCUAGACUUGUAUUGUGAAACAUGUCAGGAACUGGUUUGUCAAAAAUGCCUUUCUUCUAAUCACAAAAACCAUGCAGUUUGUGAGCUAAGUGAAAUCACCCAUCAGGAGGAACCCGACAUUAAAAACUUUAUAGACAGAACAGAAAAACAUGACCUCGUACAAAUUGGGAAAUACAUCAACUCUACUGAUACGCUCCUUAAAGACAACACCAGUAGUUUUGAGAAGCUGUCACAAAAGUUAAAAAUGCAAACAGAAAAAUUAAAACAAGAGCUGGACAUGCUUACAACACAGACACUCUCUCUUUACCACAAAAUGGAAGAGGAUAAUACCAAGCUGAUAAAGAAAUACAAACAGGACCUGGAGGUGUACGAGAAACAACUCAAAAAACAAAUUCAUGAAUGUAAAGCAGCUCUCCAGCGUGGUUCACACAUACAGAUUUAUGAUACAUUUUGUGAGAUCCAUUCUCCUACACCCAGUCUCCCUGUAAAACCUGUCCUGGGUACUGCCAACUUCACUCCAAAUGAAAAUCCUCAAGAUCACUUGAAAGAAGCCUGGGGAAAAGUUAUCACCUCAGGUCAAGGUCAAACUUUAACUGACCAGGAUCGGUCAGUCUCAACAUCUGAUGAUCUGGGACAACCCUCUACACAACAACAACAGUCAGGAGCAAAAGUGAAGAAAGCAGUGACAACAUACAAACUACUGCCACAGACCAAAGUAGUGGAGGAGUGGGAGUCUUCAUGUUACAUUAGUUCUAUAUGUCCCACCACUGAUGGUCAGAUGUGGACCAAGUACAGUGACACAUUAACUCUCCUGGACAGGAAGGGUGAAGUAAAACAGAAGGUCAAUCACAAUGUCUACAUCAAUGACAUCAGUCUGUCACCCACCACACACACACUGUGGGUCUGUGAUGAUAACAACAACAUCAUGGAGCUGGUAUCAGGACGACUGACACACAGAUUCAGUACCAAGGAGUAUCCCAUGUGUAUAUGUGUUACAGCCAGUAACCAUGUCAUUGUAGGGAUGAUCAAACACAUCUCCAAAUUUACCUCAGAUGGUAAAAUGGUGUGUACUUCUAUGGCUAAAGGGACUGUGAAUCUAUUAGUGUGGUUUACUACUAUGGUUAAAGGGACCGAGAAACCAUUAGUGUGUUCACCACACAGGAUCUCGGAGUGUCCUGUCACUCACAAUGUGGCAGUCGCUGAUUUCAGUCGUGAAAGUGAUGGUGGUGAUGGAAAACGACAUGUUGUUGUAAUGGACACUGAUUUCAAGGAGCUGUUUGUAUAUAGAGGUGACAUCCCCAGUACAUAUAAACCAACACCAUCAACAGUAGGUAAACCAUUUAACCCCCAUGGUGUGGUGUAUGACAGUGUGGGGAACCUGAUCAUAGGGGACGGUGACAACUUCAGGGUCCUUCUCAUCAGUGGAGGUGGUGAGUUCCUCAGGGUCAUACACACUAACACAGGCCGUACAGACGCUGUAGGUAUAGACAGGGAGGAUGUCCUGUGUGCAGUGUUUGGGUAUAACAAAGUCAAACUACUACAGUACAGCAGUGUGUGA